This is a messenger RNA of Monoraphidium neglectum, 618 nucleotides long. RefSeq names its product phytoene desaturase. Gene Ontology annotation, molecular function: oxidoreductase activity. The record is from RefSeq and is a predicted model, not a curated record. The transcript has 4 exons. Lineage: Eukaryota; Viridiplantae; Chlorophyta; Chlorophyceae; Sphaeropleales; Selenastraceae. Bases 1 to 618 code for a protein of 205 amino acids.
AUGAAGCUCAUGGUGCCCAAGGCCUGGGCCGGCCUGCCCUACUUUGACAAGCUCAAGGGCCUGCAGGGCGUCCCAGUCAUCAACAUCCACAUCUGGUUUGACCGCAAGCUGACCACAGUUGACCACCUGCUGUUCAGCCGCAGCCCGCUGCUCAGCGUGUACGCCGACAUGUCCACCACCUGCCGAGAGUACGCCGACCCCAACCGCAGCAUGCUGGAGCUCGUGUUUGCCCCGGCCCACGAGUGGAUCGGCAAGAGCGACGAGGACAUCAUGGAGGCCACCAUGAAGGAGCUGGAGAGGCUCUUCCCCACUGAGAUCGCCGCGGACGGCUCCAAGGCUGCCGUGCGCAAGUACAGCAUCGUUAAGACGCCCCUCAGCGUCUACACCGCCAGCACCGGCCGCCAGGCCUACAGGCCCACCCAGCGCAGCCCCAUCAGCAACUUCUACCUGGCGGGCGACUACACCUUCCAGCGCUACCUCGCUUCCAUGGAGGGCGCCAUCUUCAGCGGCAAGCUCGUGACCGAGGCCAUCGUGGAGGACGUCAACCUCGGGAAGCGCCCCGAGACGCUCAAAAAGAUCGCUGAGGGGGAGAAGCCCGCCGCGCUCGCGGCGGCGUGA